UUGUAGCGUCCCGGAAGAGUUAGUGCUGCAAGGGUGUUUGUUGUGUUGUGUUUAUGUUGUGUUACGGUGCGGAUGUUCUCCCGAAAUGUGUUUGUCAUUCUUGUUUGCUGUGGGUUCACAGUGUGGCGCAUAUUUGUAACAGUGUUGAAGUUGUUUGUACGGCCACCCUCAGUGUGACCUGUAUGGCUGUUGACCAAGUACGCCUUGCAUUCACUUGUGUGUGUGUACAAGCAGCAUAUACUGUAUUAUGUGACUUGGUGGGCACGCUGUUUGUAUGGAGGGAAAGCGGACGUGACGACAGGUUGUAGAGGACGCUAAAGGCACGCCCCCAAUAUUGUUGUCCGGGUGGAAAUCGGGAGAAUUUGGGAGGGGCACUGAAAAUCAGAAGGUUUGGCAAGUAUGACUGGUUAGUGGUGAAUGUAUAACACCGGCAGGCCAGCUGUAAUGUUAAUUUGAUAUUGCCUCAAGGGCCAAAUGAAAUGAGGCGGCGGUUCAGAGUUUGACACCUAUGGUUUAAAUAAUGUUUUGGUUUUUCAGACAAACUGAUGAACUUGAUAGCUUUUCUGUUACAGACUAAAUACACAAUGGGGGCAAAACCUUUUCCUCUAUCUUGAAGGUUCUUAACAGAAAAUAGAGAAGCUCUGCAUGACAUCCUUGUGACGUUACUGACACCUAGUGGCCAAAGUACUACACAUCAAAGGUUUUCAUGCCAUAGGUUUUGCAAAACGGAACACAUCUGAUUGAAAUAUGAAAGUUGUUAGUAAUGGCCACCAACAGACAGAAUGAGAGUUUUGUAAGCAGUGUGUCUGACAUGUUGAAGGGAGGCGCUGUUCACGUGGACAUAGGUGGGCCUGGACUUACCUGUCAUCCAUCCAUUUCCUACCGCUUCUCCCUAAAACUGCUCAACAUCAUCAAAUGCAUGUAUGAUGUAUUGACAGGUCAAGUGCUCUCGGACACCCUCCUUAUAAAAACAGGAGUACGGCAAGUCCUCCUCUUCCUCAUCUCCAUCAACUGGACAAUGAACAUUUCAGUGGAUAGCCAGAGGACAGGUGUGGGGGGCGUGGCCUGCAGACCUACAGCGAAGCAGGAAAGCAGUCGGGAAGGAGAGGAGGAGUGGUUGAUGGCGACUGGCGAAGCACGAGGGGAGCGAGAGCAAGACAGACCACUCUUAGGAAACCAUUCAUGUGCUCGAUCGGGGAAAGACAAUUGCUGGAAAGCACAUAAAGACUUUGCACGAUCUGGCGUUUAUUGUAAAAUAAACAUUAUUGUUGACCCUGAAAGGAGUGGUGAUAUCGCUGACUGGUGGCCCAAAGAACCCGGGAGGAAGCGACUUCCACAAUUUGGCGCCCAAUGUGGGGCCACCAGAGUCGGGGAAGGACGACCCUCUGAUGGCUCUCGCGGCCGUGCUUGCGGAGUUGGCAACAAGCGGCCGCCAACAGCUGGAGGUCCUGCCGGUGAUGGCGGACCAGGUAGGCGGGGCACAGCCAGGGCCAACCGCCAUCAACCCUUCCUCCUCUCCUUCCCGACUGCUGCCUUUAGAAGAGCGACAGGUGAUUAGACAAACACUCUCAGAUGUGUCAUCUACGCACCUGUCGCUAAUCUCGAAGCCGGUUCUGCCACACCCCGCUUCGCUGAAGGUCCGCAGGCCACGCCCCCCCACAACAGGAUUACGCCGGAAUCCUUUUGAACAACUAGAAGACCUUGAUUUGGAUGACGACCUGGCUCUGAUCUCAGGAACACACGCACACAUUCAGCACAAGACCACCAGUAAACAGAUAGCAUUCAAGAGAAACACUGGGAAGACCAAGGUCAUGAGGCUCAACACCAAAUCCUAUCAACCUAUCACAAUCGAGGAGCACCACCUGGAAGAUGUGGUGGACUUUGUCUACCUGGGAAGCACAGAUGGAGGAGCUGAUAAAGAUGUCGAGCUGCGCAUCAGCAGAGCCAGACAUGCCUUUGGAACAUUCCAGAAACACCAAAAGCAGAAUGUUCUACACAAAUGUAAAAUAUGUCCUUCUUUAUGGCUGUGAAACCUGGAAAACCACCAUCAAUAAACUACAAGUGUUUAU
Nerophis ophidion (straightnose pipefish) is the source of this 2069-nucleotide messenger RNA. RefSeq lists its product as uncharacterized. The transcript is spliced from 2 exons. The coding region runs from base 764 to 1558 and encodes 264 amino acids. The record is from RefSeq and is a predicted model, not a curated record. NCBI's taxonomy places the organism in Eukaryota, Metazoa, Chordata, Actinopteri, Syngnathiformes, Syngnathidae.